This is a messenger RNA of Triticum dicoccoides, 686 nucleotides long. RefSeq names its product protein NRT1/ PTR FAMILY 5.10-like. NCBI's taxonomy places the organism in Eukaryota, Viridiplantae, Streptophyta, Magnoliopsida, Poales, Poaceae. The transcript is spliced from 2 exons. The record is from RefSeq and is a predicted model, not a curated record. The coding region runs from base 12 to 401 and encodes 129 amino acids.
ACAAGAUACCAAUGGAGGAUACGAAGGUCCCGUUUCUUCCUGGUACGGAUGAGUCGCCACUCGCCGGCGUCUCCGACUACCGCGGCCGCCCGGUGUACCGCAGCACAUCUGGCGGCUGGCGCUCGGCCCUCUUCGUCGUCGUGCUGGAGGUCGCUAGCGGUUUCGCCUUCUACGGCGUGCAGGCCAACCUCAUCAUGUUCCUAACAGGGCCUUUAGGCCAUUCUAACGCCGCGGCGGCAAUGGCCGUGAACGCCUGGGUUGGGACGGCCAGCAUCAUGCCACUGCUAGGAGCCUUCGUAGCCGACUCCUGGCUGGGGCGCUACCGAUCCAUCAUACUCGCCUUCACGCUCUACGUCCUGGUAAUGUCUAUAGUUUUAGCUCCAUCGGCAACAGUUGAUUAGAGUGGGACCACAACUCCUGAAAUUCGUUUCUACAAUAUCAUGCAUAGUUCUAAAUCUUAAACUGUAGUCUGAGUUGACAUUCAUGAUCUGGAUUGGUAAAUGCAGGACAUGCUACAAGUUAAUCUAGUCAGAAUGUAGAUUCAUUAGUUGUUGAUCAUGCUCAUCUUUUUUUUACGGGGAGUUGAUCAUGCUCAUCUGAUGUAACAUUGCAUACAUAGGGAUGUGGAUUUUUAGAACAGCUGCACCCCGGCCCUUGUAUCCUGGAUGUCCAAUCUUGCUUUAAGA